Messenger RNA from Aspergillus glaucus CBS 516.65, 1910 nucleotides. Its product is annotated as NAD(P)-dependent alcohol dehydrogenase. The coding region runs from base 496 to 1581 and encodes 361 amino acids. The record is from RefSeq and is a predicted model, not a curated record. NCBI's taxonomy places the organism in Eukaryota, Fungi, Ascomycota, Eurotiomycetes, Eurotiales, Aspergillaceae. The transcript is spliced from 2 exons. Gene Ontology annotation, molecular function: L-iditol 2-dehydrogenase (NAD+) activity; zinc ion binding. Gene Ontology annotation, biological process: D-sorbitol catabolic process.
GGAGUAUCCAUGACUGGCGAAACAAAUUGCGAUUCAGCCCUGCGAGGCAAACGAUAAACAAUGGAGAGCUAGCGCUUUCAUAGUUUCUGCUAUUAUUCAGUUUUUAGUUGUGGUAGACCUUGGACCUCCGCAAUUACAACCAUCGGAACAGAACCGGCCGAGCCCAACUCCAAUCGAUUUCGUGUAACUGGGAGGAUCUGUCUUUUUUCUAUUAUUUUUGACCUUUCCAUUCCCCUCCCUCCCAUAAUUUACCUGUCUACGGUAGAUAUCAAUAACGAAGAACUAUUCAAGUGAAUUACGGACAGCGUUCGUCCUAGGGUUAGCUUCGGAAUAGCAGCACAGGAAAACUGUCCACCGCGCGAUUACCCUAUUCUCUGAGUGGGUCUGACAUGCUAUUAUAAGAUCCUACGGCGUGUUGAGUAUUUCUCUCAAUGCGAUCUUUCUCUCGAGCGCAGCUUCAACGGAACCAGAAAGAUAACACAGAGCGAACAAAACAUGGAUCCAAACGCGAAGAACCCGUCAUGUCUUCUCUACAGUUCGUUAGAUGCCCGGUUCGAGGACCGACCAAUUCCAGUGCUUGAGGAUCCGCACGAUGUCAUUGUUCGAAUCGCUUAUACAGGUGUUUGUGGGAGCGACGUCCAUUUCUGGCUGCACGGGGGAAUCCGGACCUUCGUGUCCGAAACUCAACCCCUAACAAUGGGCCACGAAGCAUCCGGGACUAUACUCGUAGUGGGCUCCGCGGUGACCUCCCUUUGUCCUGGAGAUAAAGUUGCAAUUGAACCAGGCUACCCAUGCCGCCGCUGCCACCAUUGCAAACACGGCCAUUACAACCUCUGUCCAGGGAUGAAAUUUGCAGCCGAUCCCCCCGUGCUGCAUGGGACGCUCACCAAAUAUUUCAUGCUGCCUGCUGACUUCUGCUACAAAAUGCCUGAGAGCAUCAGUCUGACAGAAGCAGUUCUCAUGGAGCCUCUGGCUGUUGCCAUCCAUGCUGUGCGCCAGGCAGAUGUUAGACCUGGGAGGACUGUUAUUGUGUUUGGUGCUGGGACUGUUGGGCUUUUUUGUGCGGCUGUUGCUAGGGAGUUUGGUGCUGUUGUUGUGGUCUCUGUGGAUAUCGUGGAACGCAAGCUUUCCUUCGCGCAGCGCUUUGUUGGUAAUUCUGUGGGGAGAACGGUCCUUGCUGAUCCAUGGCUUAGUCCCGAGGAGAAUGCAGCCCGCUUGAUACAAGAGCAUGGGUCGGGGGAGGGUGCUGAUAUUGCUAUUGAUGCAUCUGGUGCUGAGAUGUCAGUGCAAACAGCACUAUUCUCACUGCACAAGGGAGGGACUUAUGCUCAGGUGGGAAUGGGAAAGCGCAAGAUCGAGUUUCCUAUAUCGGAAAUGUGUGAGAAGGAGAUUACUGCUAAGGGUUGUUUCCGGUAUGGAGCCGGGGACUUUGAUUUGGGGGUGCACCUUGUGGGUUCAGGGAAAGUAUCGUUGUCUGGACUGGUGACGAGCGUCUUUCCGUUUGAGUCGGCUACUGAGGCGUGGGAAACGGCUAAGCGUGGGGAGGGGACGAAGACGUUGAUUGAAGGGCCCAAAGAUUGAACACGCAAUUUAUCAGUAUGUGCAUUCUUUUGCGGAGUGAUUGGAUUGAUGAAUUAUCGACAUGUAUCAUUGCAUUCUUUUAUACUUGUACUUGUGCAAAGUAUUCUGAUCUUUGCUUCUGCUCUUAAUCAAACAUGUCCAGAUGGGAUCUACAUUAUGCAACUCUAUCGCUCUAUAUACAUUUAGCGUACCAGCUACCCAGACAACCACCCGCACAUGCUGCAAUCUAGAGCUGCAAGUAUCGUAAACUACACCGUACAGCAAUAACAAUGAACUAACAAACACAACAAGUAGUUACGUGCUAUACGUAUACAAUAAACAUGACUGAC